AAGGGAAAUGUUCGACCGUCAUCUGUUCAGCUAGAUUGCCGUUCUGAGUCCAGCGAAACCUCUUUGAAGUUUGAAGCCGCCUUCCACCACUUUCCACUCAGCAAAUGUUCAGAUCUCAUCGCCUCCGGCGCUCUCUUAGCUAUCUCCUCAUCCACCCCCACCACCGUCACCAUUUCAACUCAAACACCCCUCACAUCAACCCGCGUUUCUUCAGCUCCCUCUCGUCUCAGCCUCCUUCUUCCGAUGCCGAGCUCCGCAAGUAUAUCGGCUACACCGUGCUCCUCCUCGGCUGCGCCGCUGGAACCUACUACUCAUUCCCAUUCCCCGAGAACGCCAAGCACAAAAAGGCCCAGCUCUUCCGUUACGCCCCCUUGCCGGAGGAUCUCCACACCGUCACCAAUUGGAGCGGCACUCACGAGGUCCAGACUCGGGAUUUCUUCCAGCCCGAAUCCUUAGAAGAGCUGGAAGCUGUUGUGAAGGACUGUAACGAGAGGAAGCAGAAGGUGCGGCCUGUUGGCUCUGGUUUGUCCCCUAAUGGAAUCGGGUUGACAAGAGCUGGUAUGGUGAAUUUGGCAUUGAUGGAUAAAGUUCUAGAAGUAGACAAGGAGAAGAAGAGGGUUACUGUGCAAGCCGGCAUCAGGGUUCAACAGCUGGUAGAUGAGAUCAAGAAAUAUGGUCUUACUCUGCAGAAUUUUGCAUCUAUAAGGGAGCAACAAAUUGGUGGCAUUGUUCAAGUUGGCGCCCAUGGCACUGGUGCAAGGCUGCCGCCUAUAGACGAGCAAGUUAUUGGCAUGAAAUUGGUUACUCCUGCAAAGGGAACAAUAUAUAUUUCAAGAGAUAAAGACCCAACACUCUUUUACCUAGCUCGAUGUGGGCUGGGGGGUUUAGGAGUUGUUGCUGAGGUCACACUUCAGUGCAUUGAACGCCAUGAGCUUGUUGAGCACACUUUUCUUUCCGACAUGAAAGAUAUCAAGAAAAAUCACAAAAAAUUGCUAUCAGAGAACAAGCACGUGAAAUAUUUGCACAUUCCAUACACUGAUGCUGUCGUCGUUGUAACUUGUAAUCCUAUAUCAAAAAGGAAGGGUCCCCCAAAAUAUAAACCUCAGUAUACUACAGAAGAAGCUACACAACAUGUACGAGAUCUGUACAAGGAGUCAUUGAAGAAAUAUAGAGGUGUAGUACCAGCUGAUAAUAUCAAACCUCCUCAGGAUGAAAAUGAAGCGGAGAUAAUUAAUGAGCUCUCAUUUACGGAAUUGAGGGAUAAACUACUUGCUUUGGACCCAGUGAACACGGAUCAUGUAAGGAAAGUUAAUCUUGCAGAGGCAGAGUUUUGGAGAAAGUCAGAAGGGUACAGGGUAGGAUGGAUUGAUGAAAUUUUGGGCUUUGAUUGUGGUGGUCAUCAGUGGGUAUCCGAAACUUGUUUUCCGGUGGGUACCCUUUCUAAACUAAGCAUGAAAGACUUGGAAUACAUAGAGCAACUGAAGCAGCUUAUAGAGAAAGAAAGAAUACCUUCUCCUGCACCCAUUGAGCAGAGAUGGACAGCUCGCAGCAAGAGCCUCAUGAGUCCAGCUUAUAGCUCUGUUGAUGAUGAUAUUUUCUCAUGGGUUGGCAUAAUCAUGUAUCUUCCAACAAUGGAUGUUCGUCAAAGAAAACAAAUCACUGAGGAAUUUUUCCACUACAGGCGUUUGACUCAAGCCAGCUUGUGGGACCAAUAUUCUGCAUAUGAACAUUGGGCUAAAAUUGAGGUUCCUAAAGAAAAUGAAGAGCUAAAAGCGCUACAAGAGAGACUAAGGAAGAGGUUCCCUGUGGAGGAAUACAAUAGAGCACGACAAGAGUUGGACCCAAAUCACAUUCUCUCUAAUAAUAUGCUGGAAAAGCUGUUUCCUGCCUUCCCUUAGCCAGUGAGUGAUGUAUGCAGCCAUCUUCCUAUUGUGGUGCUAGUUUCUGUUUCUUAUUCAAUUAGAGAUGCUAAUCUUGUUGGUUUUGUGGCUUCAAGUCACGUUGCGUAAUAGCACCCUAUGUCCUACAAAAUUAUCCGUAUAUUACUUUGCUUAAUCUUAGUACAAUAAUACAUAAAAUCAUGACAAACAUGACGAAGUCUGG
Molecule: messenger RNA, 2103 nt
Organism: Cuscuta europaea
Lineage: Eukaryota; Viridiplantae; Streptophyta; Magnoliopsida; Solanales; Convolvulaceae
Source: the annotation of a GenBank genome assembly